This is a messenger RNA of Cololabis saira (Pacific saury), 5088 nucleotides long. RefSeq lists its product as uncharacterized. NCBI's taxonomy places the organism in Eukaryota, Metazoa, Chordata, Actinopteri, Beloniformes, Belonidae. The transcript has 36 exons. Gene Ontology annotation, cellular component: membrane; extracellular region. Gene Ontology annotation, biological process: lipid transport; lipoprotein metabolic process. The coding region runs from base 222 to 3962 and encodes 1246 amino acids. The record is from RefSeq and is a predicted model, not a curated record. Gene Ontology annotation, molecular function: lipid binding.
CGGACGGGUGCGCAGUCGGGAAAAGAGUAUUUUUGAGGGACAAAAUACAGACUGCGAAGAGUAUAUUUUAUUUUGAAAGCCACGACAGCGGAAGUUGUGAUAUCUCCAACUCUAACUUGACACAGGUUGCUGUUGUGGAACCGACCGAACAUGGAGGAGACGGGGCGCCAGCAGAAGCUGGAUCCAGUGAAAGAUCCCCCAGUCUCGCAGUGCUGCAAAAUAUGCUAAAAAAGGCUUCCCGUACCCCUCUCCGGUAUCAUACUCUCGUCUCAUCAUCCUCUGACUCCAGCAGCACUUUUGCUAAUACAUCUGAACUCCAACAGGACGGUGACUCGUCAGCUGCAGAUGUGACAGACAGCCACCGCUACAGACAGAACGGAGUCCCAGCAGGUGUGGUCACAACCAACCCUUUCUAUGCAAAUUACGUGGAUCCCAGCAGCAAGAGUCACGACAAGGAGAACAUUGGGGAGAAAACCUUAGAAGAAGCAAACCCUGAUGCCAUGUUUGCCACUCUUCCGAGCUCUCCCCUGGAUCGUGACUCUAAAAUGAACUCCGUGGAAAAUGGGUCAAAUCUUUUGGAAUCUCUGAAUAUUUUUCAGACCAACAAACAUAAAGACGACCUUUUCCAAACGCGUACUUCGGAUCAGAGUAUCGAUGUAAGUUUUGCAUCGCCAGACCUUUUGAGCACGAGCCCAGCUCAAACGCAGACCCGCUCCGAUCUCUUCCGAGGUGACGUGGAGGAUCUUUUCCACCCUGCUACAGAGGAUUUAUUCCGUGCUAAUGGGGCGAACCCAUCUGAGAACGGUCCCAGUACUCAUGUGGACCCAUUUAAGUCAUCUUUAACCCAGGAGGGUGGUCGGUUCCAGUCUCCAAGAAACCCAUUUUACUCCACCGGAGUCACAGAUGCAGAUUUGUUUCAUUCAGAUCCAGCUGAUAUCGAUGAACUCUUCAAAAUCAAGGAACGCAAACAAGAUGCCCCCACUAAAGAGAAGGACCUCUUUGGAAUGUCCUUCAAGGAAAAUGUGGAUAUAUUUGCAUUUUCAUCCACAAACGCAGUUGAUCCCUUCCCAAGUCCACUUUCAAGAAUUGUUUUCCCAGACGUCUCCAGUUUGGACGACCCAUUUAGCCCCUCUCCCUCCAAACAACUCAACCCUCUUCAGGACAUUUCCAACGGCAUACCAGACAUCUUUCAACCCUGCCCGUCAGAGGCCGGAGAGAGCGAGAUGACUGCGUUCUCCACACCUGUAAUCAGUAGUCCGUCACAAAUGAAGGUGGACGCGGCAGCAUCACCAGAACUACUGAGGAAAACGCUGAGGUCUCCCCCAGCCGUCCCACCCAAGCCUCUCCCCAGAACACAGGCCAUCGUCCUGACCAGUCCUCACGGGAGCACGCGUGACAUCCUUCAACCGACGCCUUUCAGUCAGGCCAUGAGUCCGUCUCCCUCCUCCGACAUGACUCACGCGCAGGUUUUCAGACGCCCUCCACGGCCGCUUCCUCGAACGAGACCACCCAGACCAGGAAAACCUCCCAAGCAAAAGUCCCCAGAGCCAGAACUCUCGCUGGAACUUGAACCAGACGUACCCAAAGCUUCCCCUAAAGUGGCAUUUAGACCGCUGCCGAUACCAGCAGUUCAGCGUAAACCAAAGAGCCCGAAAAUUAAACCAGAGAAUCCUGAGAACUACGUUGUCUUCGAGGACGUCCUGCUUAUUGGACAGGAAAGGUGUGUUGAGGACUGGCCUGAGGACAGUCCUGAGCUCAAACCUGAAUUCAAACCAUCUGGAAAACUUAAACUAAGGAGAGAGUCGCUGAAGGCAAAGAUGGAUUCAGACGGAGGAAGUGGUGAGGACCAGGACGUGGCUGGGACUCCCAACAAGAGAAAGGAGAAGAAGUUCAAACUGCACCUGGUCCCCAGACGAGGCUCCAAGGAGAAGUUUACUGAUGACACGAUGGAGAAGAAAAGCAGCAAUCUCCCAACACGGAAAUCACCAACGGAUUUUGUGGACACAAAUGGGUCAAUAGGAGUGGAUGAGGAUGAGGAGCAGUAUGGGAUGGACUACAAAAAGAAAGCUCUGAAAACCAGAGUCCACCAGUUGUUUCGAAGAGCAUCCACAGCUUCUGUGUUUGAGGGAAAGCACGAAUCCCAGGAGAGAGGCACUCAUAAGAAAAGUGGAGACAAGAAUGCAAUUCCACGUCGGCGGUCAGAGGGGAAUAUGUUGGAUGACAGCACUGCUGAAGAGGAAGAGGGAUCCCACCUGGAAGAGAAGAAAAAGAAGAAGAUGAGAAUCAAGUUUGUGCCACACAGAGGAUUUGCCAUCUCUGUAGAAAAGACCAAUGCUGAGCCAAAGGGAGCCCAUGGAUACACACCUCGCAAGAGCUCAAAGGACAAGUCAACAGAUGAAGAUUUUGGGUCGCAUGCCUUUACACCUCGUGAGAAGCCCCAGGAUGUUUAUUCUGAUGAUCUGAAAGAGAUGAAAGGCCAGAGAUACCACUCAGCAGGCAAGGCGGCUUUCAUGGAUGACAAGCUGUUGCAGAAACCACACCAUUACUCCCCUCGCCUGGAUCAAGAUGAUGAUGAUGAAGAUGCAUAUGGAAUCCAAGACUGCAAACCUAAGAAGCCAACAAAGACCAAACUGCGACAUGUGGUCCGUCGAAGGUCAAAGGAGAACAUGCUGGAGGAGCCCAGCCUGCAGAGAAAAAAGAGCAGCCUCUCAGCAGAGGAGCUGGAUGAUGAAGACCUAUGCAAGAUGAAGAACUCAAAACUGCACAAACACAAGCCUGCCAACGGAGCGAGUGGGUUCAGUUACCACGUACCUCAGCAGGACUCGGGGGAGGAGUUGGAUCAGGAUGAAAUGCUGAGAAAAGAUUUGACGGAUCCUGAAGAGGUGCAAGAUGAAGAACUAGAUGAACAAGACGUCUACAAGCUGAAGAAACUAUUAAAACUGAAAGUCCUCAAAAAACUGAAGCCUAAAAGCAAAGCCAUGCAUGCAGAGCGCGAGGACGCACCGGGAGCCACAUCAAGUGACUAUAUGUCAGAAGCUGCUAGGGCGGAGUGGAGGGCUGCCCAGAUGGACGAGCAAGCUCUGGCCGGUCUGGAAGACGACGACGACGAAGGGGAUACCGACAGUCUGAUGGAGUGGUGGUACACAGUGGAGCAAUGGGACGAGGUGCCGUCAGACGAAGAGGCUGCACUCAUGAAGGAGGACGAGUCAAAGUCGUUCACCAUCCUGGCGGACAAGGUUAACCACGGCCUACGCGUCUUCAACAAAGUCUUCACGGAACGAGCCGAGGUGCUCUGGCAGUCCAUCAUCACGCUGCACACCAUCGCCGAAGACAUCAGUGACUUCCACCAGAAAGCCAAGAUUGUCGGCAUCACCGGCGGCACCACCACGGCGGUGGGGGGGGUCACCGCCAUCGCAGGCCUGGCUCUGGCACCCUUCACGUUCGGUGCUUCCCUGGUCAUUGCAGCUGUGGGUGUCGGCGUGGCAACAGCUGGAGGAAUCACUUCAGCCUCCGCAGCCAUUUCUGAUAACGUCAACAACAUGCACGACCGCAAGAAGGUGGAGGUUGUGCUCAAGGAUUACGAGGAUCACUUGCUGGACAUCGCCAAGAUCCUCCACUUCGUCAAUCAGGGUUUGUACAAACUGCGUGGCCACCCUUUCCUCCGCUCCGGCACCCAGCAUUACUCGGAGGACUGGGAGAUCCGUAGGGCCGUCCAGAUGAUCAGCUUGGUGGACUCGCCGGUGAGUCGAGCCACGGAGCUGGCAGACGCUGCUGUGGCCUCGCUGCAACGGCUCUUCAAAGGCAUGGACAAGUACUUCAUAAAGGAGACCAGAGAGCUGAAGAAAAGCUGCAGGAAGGAGAUUGUCAGUGAAAUACGAGAGGUGGCGAAUGUGCUCAAUGACACCAUAGUUGAACUCAAUUCCAUCAGGGAAGAGCUGCAGGAUGCAACUGGAAUUGUGUGAACAACGCUCAUCAUAACUGUUUGACUAAAUAUUCCAGAUAUCACCAGCGCCCUCUCCUGGCUGAAUGAAGGCCAGGCGCUGAUGCAGGUUUAUUAGUUUAACACUUUCAUUUUCAACCAACACAUACAAAAUGUUGAAUUAUAUUGCAGUAGUUCUGCAAAACAUUCAGUCUCUGUGAAGCUCCUGACCAUUAUUGUUCGACUGAUAGAAAAGUUGCACCUCCUUUUGUCUUUGAAGCUGCACAUUCUCAUUUAUGAGGAUAUAUUAACACAGAGGGACUUACUUUUACACGCUGUUCAGGGGUUGUGAUUCAGGAUGAGGUUAUAGUCACGGGUUUAGUUUGAAAUACAUAACACUCAUUACACGUUUAAGUUGGAGCUUCCUGCUUGAUGACAAAGAUGUACAAUCUAACGAAUGUGGUUUUGAACGUGACAAAAGCUGAAGUUCGAUCAACGCAGGUCUUUUUACCCAUAUGUAUAUUUACAGGAGCGUUUGAAAAUGUGAAGCCACCUCAUAGUUUACUUUUUUUGUUUUUUUUUUUUAAAUAAGUGCAGUUUACUGAUAUGAAGCGAGUAAAACCUUAUUUGGUAAAGGAGUCUUUUUAAUCUUACAACAACCUACAGAGAAAUAGAAACGGUCAGUUUAAUCAUGAUCACUGACAUAACUUGAUGGUCCAACCUAAAGUCUGCCCACUUUCUUUAGGUGAUCUUCAGCUGGUUCUCGUCGUCUUUUAAAUGUAGCUUUUGCUGGUGACCUGUUGGCGUCACCAUCUUAAUGCUUUUGUGCUUUAUCGGUACGUUUGUGCUCCUAUGUGUAUAUUUGACCCAUGCUUUAUUAAAUGAGUUGCUCAGUUUAAAUGUGUUCAAACUGCAUGUGAAUGUACAGAUAAGACUGUUUUUAAUGUGUCCACCUUUGUAAUGUAUUUAACUUUAAAAAAUGAACUUAUUCUAACAAUUAAUCAGCUCACAGUUUGUGUAUAAUGAUGCAACUUUCCUCCCUUAAUCUUCUUGGAUUUAUUUUCAUUUUACUUAAUCUUUACAUAUUUAAUUAUUUAAAUUUAGCCUUGUCAUAUUUUACGUCAAUGCAACACUUAAACUGUGAAUAAAGGCUCUGAAGUGAUUUGUUU